UGAACUACUUCCGGGUCAUUUCACUCCGUUAGGAACCUAAGUAUGUUCCAUUUACUCUACGGUGCCAUUUCAGUGUAACUCCAAUGAUGGCAGCUCUGUUGACAACACAUGUGCAGCAGUUGUCUGGAGACGAUGCGCAGCAGAGUGAUUCUGAAGGAGGGAGCCACGAUGAAAGGUCAGAUGAUGGCGCGAGUGAUGGAGGAGAAGAUGACGGAGAUGGUGAAGGAGGGAGUAAUGGGGAGGAGGCAGAGAAUGAAGACGGAGAAGAGGAUAAAGCGGCAGAUGAGUGUAAUGCCAAUGCUGGGUGGGCAGAGGCCAUGGCAAAGAUCCUCGGGAAGAAAACCCCAGAGAGCAAAACCAGCAUCUUGGUAAAGAACAAAGAGCUGGACAAGAUGAAAGUAAAAGAGAGAAAGGAGCAGCUGGAGAGAAAGAAACAGGUUGACAAGAAGCGAGCGUGGGAGAUGAUGUGCAGAGAGAAACCUGACAUAGUGAAGGACCGUGAGACUGAAAGAGCUCUACAGAGAAUUGCUACCAGAGGGGUGGUGCAGCUGUUCAAUGCUGUGAGGAAACACCAGAAAACAGUCGAUAACAAGGUGAAGGAAUUUGGUGGCUCAGAGAGGAAGAAGGCCAAAUUUCUUUCAUCUGUCUCUAAGAGAGACUUUAUCGAUGUGCUAAGAAGGACGGAGGAAGGCAGCGGAGUCACCGGCAAGACUGGAAAGGACGCUGCUACUGCAGCAGAGGAGAAGCCUGCCUGGAGCGUUCUCACAGACGACUUUAUGAUGGGAGCCAAAAUGAAAGACUGGGACAAAGACAGUGACAGAGAGGAGGCUGAUACACACUCAGGAGCGGGGGUGGAAAGUGACUCAAACUGACACGAUCCAUACAGACUGAAGGGACUGUGUACAGCAGGCUGUGAUGCCUUCAGGGGGGACAUUCUGGAGAACAGAAACCCUGACCUGUGACAUGCAACUAGGGCUGCAACUAACACUUAUUUUCAUGUUCGAUUAAUCUGUUGAUUAUUUUCUCAAUUAAUCGAUUAGUUGUUUGGUCUAUAAAAUGUCAGAAAAAUGUGGAUCAAUGUUUUUCAAAGCCCAAGAUGACGUCCUCAAAUGUCUUGUUUUGUCCACAACUCAAAAUAUAUUCAGUUUACUGUCAAGACACUAGAAAAUAUUCACAUUAAAGAAGCUGGAAUUUUUCGAAAAACCGAUUACUUGAUUAUAAAAAACAGUUGGUAAUUAAUUUAGUAGUUGACAAGUAAUUGAUUAAUCUAUGUAGCUCUAAAUAAAACUCCUGAUCAGUUUGUCUGCACAAAAAGGAUAGAGAAAAUCUGGAAACUGUUUUUUACUGAUUGUACACCCUAGAUUUCUUUUAUCAUAGGUCACAUUCUGGUAUUUGUUGCUGAAUAUAUUUUGCAGAGAAGGGAAUGGUUUGUGACUGUACAACAUCCUGUACCCUAUAUAAUGGAGAAAUUAACCAAGGGGGAACUUAAGUAAGAGUUUUACUAUGUGGAGCUGCAGGUUCUGAGCUUCUGCCCUCCAUCAUAAAUUUAGCAUCAGUUUGCUCCCUUUUGUCUACAUACUAUUGUAUUAUUGAAAGACCUGUGAUGGUGUAAACUCUGUAAAUAGGAAUGUUUUAUACAGCGCUGGUUGAAUAAACAACCAAUUUGUGUAUCACCGUCAGUG
This is a messenger RNA of Sander lucioperca (pikeperch), 1682 nucleotides long. It is a transcript of the gene rrp15, whose product is annotated as ribosomal RNA processing 15 homolog. The coding region runs from base 84 to 872 and encodes 262 amino acids. The transcript is spliced from 5 exons. Gene Ontology annotation, biological process: maturation of LSU-rRNA; maturation of 5.8S rRNA. Gene Ontology annotation, cellular component: preribosome, large subunit precursor. NCBI's taxonomy places the organism in Eukaryota, Metazoa, Chordata, Actinopteri, Perciformes, Percidae. The record is from RefSeq and is a predicted model, not a curated record.